CGGCGGCGGCGGCGCAGAUGGCGGCAGCAGCGGCGGCGGGGCGGGUGGCGGCGGCGAUGGCGGCGGUGGGGGCGGCGGGGCGGGUGGCGGCGGCGAUGGCGGCGGUGGGGGCGGCGGCGAUGGUGGUGGCGGCGGCGACGGCGGCGGCGGCCUCCGGGGCGACGGUGGCUGCGGCGACGGCGACGGCGGCGGCUGCGGCGGCGCCGGCAGCUGUGGCGGUGUGGGCGGCGGCGCGGGUGGCACCGGGACUUUUGGUGGGCUCGGCGAAGGCGGCGGAGGCGUCGGCGGCGGUGCCGGUGGCGGCGGCGGCGGCGGUUUGGGGGGUGGCGACGGAGGAGGCAGCGGCUCUGGUGGCUCUGGCGGCGCUGGCGGCGGCGGUGGAGUGAGUGCCGAGAUCCGAAGUAUCUGGGGGACCGGCUGGGCGAGAAUGGGCGGGACAAACAGCAGAAACAGCAUCGGCAGCAUCAACGCCCGUGCCGGCGCCACCGCCGGCGCCGCGCCGCCGCAGACGAGGCGGGAGUAGGUAGGAGAGUUCAUCGA
This is a messenger RNA of Emiliania huxleyi CCMP1516, 540 nucleotides long. RefSeq lists its product as hypothetical. The record is from RefSeq and is a predicted model, not a curated record. NCBI's taxonomy places the organism in Eukaryota, Haptophyta, Isochrysidales, Noelaerhabdaceae. The coding region runs from base 18 to 386 and encodes 122 amino acids. The transcript has a single exon.